Tuber aestivum (summer truffle) is the source of this 6734-nucleotide messenger RNA. The record is from the annotation of a GenBank genome assembly. NCBI's taxonomy places the organism in Eukaryota, Fungi, Ascomycota, Pezizomycetes, Pezizales, Tuberaceae.
AUGGCUGCCAAAACGGAGGACCCAUUUACCGACCCGUCAACUACGACUCCAAAGCCACCUGGGGCCUCUCGUUUCUCAAGUAUGGAGCCUCCACCCCAUCUCUCGUUACCCGCGUCUUCGCCUUCCCAGGUGAAGCUUACACUGGAAGCUCACCUGCAGGAGGUGAAUAAGCGAAUUGAAACCACUGCAGUACUGGGCCGGACGUUACUUGCACAACAGCAGCAGAUCGAGGCGAGGAUGAAAGAAGUAGAGGAGGCGGGGGAGCAAAUAGAUCCCAAUCUUAAGAAGAAAUUAGUGGAACUGGAGAAGGAAUACAAUGAGGUCGGGCGGGAGAGUGCUAGGGCCGUUCUGACAAACAAGAUUAUGGCAGGAAAUGGUGGGAAUAGUGGAAACACUUCGCCUUAUGGAAUUGGGAAUGUGAGUUUAGUUUGCGGCUUGUGCUAUCCGUAUAACUUGGUUUUUCUUGCCGGGAAGUUUUAGGCUUUGAAGCUGACAGGUUUUUUCAUUUGGUUGCGCAGCUUACCGGUUCGCCGUCUUCCACCUUACAAACACAGGGGACUGGUUCGCCUAGCAAGCUUUCUGUUCCCCCACGUCGUCAACGGAAUCAACCUUCACAGCAACACGACUUGGACUUGAAAUUUGCCACGGACCUUGGGCAAGAGCUCAUUGUUGAUGUUCGCCGGUUACGGGGUUUGCUUUUGGAGCGCGAAGAGAGCUUGAAGGACGUUUCAACGGAAAAGUCGAGGCUCGAGCAGCAUGUGGAGAAUUUAGAGUCCCGAUUGAAAUCACUUGAUGAGAGUGAGCAGAAAUUCAAGGAAGAAAAUUGGAAUCUUGAGCUCGCUGUCCAGGAUUUGAACAGUCAGGCUGCCACACAGAGGGAUACGGAGACUAAAUUACAUGCCCAAAUUUCGCACAUGGGGCAUGAGAAAAAUAUGGUGAUUAGGGAGCUCGACGACUGGAAGCACCAAAAUGAGAAGCUCUACGAGGAUUUGGAGGCAGAGCACAAGCAUCACGAGGUUGAGCUUGCGGCUAUGAGACGGAACCUGGCUACGAACGAGGGCGAACGUCAGGCUCUGCAGAUUAAGGUUGAUGAGCUGAAGCAACAGCUGGAGGAAAUCCAAAAGAAUAGCCUUCGAUUACGCCAAUUGGAGCAACGGCCUGAUGGGGAGGAUGCACUUAAUAAGCCUUUUGACCUGCAGCCUACGGAAACCACUCCCGAAAACUCACCCCCUCCUUCACCGACUAAGCAGACACCUAGGCAUGCCAUGCUCGAAGCCGAGACCGUGAGGUCAAGUCUUAAUCAUGCACACAGAAUGAUUGCCACUCUCAAGAACAAUGUGAAUCGGGAAAGGGGUGAGAAGGCAGAACUCAAGCGCAUGCUCCAGGAGGCUAGGGACGAGUUGGAAACGGCGAGAAACAGCUUGGGCAAUGGCCCAUCUGUUAGUGUUGGAAAACGGCGAAAGAAUGACGGAUUCUUCAGAAAGCCCAUUCUCCGCCCGAAUGUAAACCCGGGUCUCCUUGGUGGGCCAAGAAAGAGCAGGGACGAAGUGACAAUGGUCGAGCCGCCUGUCGAAGAGGAGUGGGAAGAGACUGAGGCUCUUGAAUCCGAACCUCCACGUACACCGCGUGGGCAGCAAGGAAAACCAACUUUCGACCGAGGGAGCGAUGAUCGUGACGCGACCGAUGCCUUUGAAACUGCUGAUGAGCGUGGUGCUAAUGCUACGGAGACUGAGGCCUUCCAGACUGGCAAUGAGAGCCCUAUGGCUGAUUAUCCGACAUCUGCUGAUGAGCUCACCGAAACUGAGACCAGUCCCACACUCAAAUCGAAGGCUUCACGUGGAUCGGCGUUCAGCGUGCGACCCUGGGGACCAAUCAAGAGCCGUUAUCGUGAUAGUGUUGCUUCCACUGGUUCAACUGAAGAUGAUGAUGACCAUGGAUAUCGCUAUGGAAGUUUCGGGCCUGGUAAUGAUGGUAUGGAGGGCUCGUCUGAGAUGAUGGUUGGCGGAAACCACCCGGCCAACCCGCGCCUAAAAUUGAGGAUCAACAGAGCCCGGGGCAGAGGUGGAUCCAGAAUUGCAUCAGGGAGCAGUUUGUUCAGCGACAGGCCAAUGUCCACGGAUUCAAGCCCAGGGGGAGGGCCACCGGCUGGCGCGCGGCGGGAGCUGUCCAUACCCGGUGGGCGAAAGAGCUUGUUCGCAGAGUUGGGCGACACUCCAAUGUUGGGUGCUGAUGGUGAUGAGGAUGAGGAUGAGGAUAUGGAGGAACCUGAUACACCAACCAAGAGACUUCUCCCGUAUGUCCAGAUGGUCGAUUGUUCUGUCAUGACCGAGGAACCGUACCCAGAUCAACAGCAGCAGCAACGGUUACCCGGUGUCUUUGAUGGGCAUGAGCGGCCGUGGACUACCGGUACCGCCAAGGAGACACCCCCGACUGUUUCGGUUGGAAUACAGUCAGAUCCCGAGCCAGAUGUCGUAAAACCGAAGAUGGCCGAUGCAGCGGUUCAAAGUCUGGAGGAGCUUAAGCAUGUUGUCAGUAGGGUCGGGGUCCAAUCAGAUGAAGUUGUAGCUCAGGCUGCCGAGACCGGAACUCAGUUUGGUGAAAAGUCAAAUAGGAGGAAUGCCACUGCACCCCUUCCUCUGCCGGUUGUUGUGCCGGGGGCCCAUCGGCCGGUUGUGAAGGGUACAGAAACACACUAUGACCCAGAACUGGAGCCGGUAAGCAAAGCUGGUAGGAGCUUGUUGCCCACGCCCGUGCCUCUUCCGUUCGUCGUUCCCGGUAAAGGCAGUUCGGUGUCCCCGCCAUUAGCAAGGAGUGUGAGGAGUGUUGAAACUCAAUUUGAGUCCGAGCUGGCGGCUAUCGAUACUAGAAAUGUUUCCCCAACUGUUGGAAGUGGUACACAAGCAGUUCCUGAGGAGGACCUGUCACCCGUAGUCCGUGCUGGGACCAGCCAGAGCGAACUAGAAGAGGCGAUUGAGAGAGCAAUGAUGACCUCAGCGAAAGAGGGCGAGAUCGUACCCAUUCCACCUCUUGAGUUCUCUCAAAUUAAUACACAGGCCACUUCUCCCAUCGACCCCCCUACCCCUGUCAAAUCUCCACGUGCAAUUCCCCCUGUCCCUGUUCCUGCCGGAGGCGCUGAUGCAUCUGGUUCGCUCGAUGAGGAAACACCGAAGAAGGUUUCUGAGACUGUGGAGGAUUCGCACCCGAGGCCAUCAACCCCAAGCCCGUCAACCACUACUACACCUGAGAGGGCGGGAUUCUUUGGAUCAGUGUUUGGUGGUUGGAGGAGGAGCGGGUCUACUGCGUCGAAGCCGGAGACAUCCAUUCCUGUUGAAAAUGACAAGCCCCAAGCUGCAAGGAGCCUCACUAAGACCGACUUUGCAAAGACACAGGCUGUACGUGAGGCACCCGAGGCGACGCAAGAGACACAGGGGGCACGUGAGGUACGGGGGGCACAAGAGACAGCAGAGACACUGGAAUCGGAGGGCCCACCAGAGCCGCAAGCACCACCACCGCCCCCACCGGUAUUGCAGGCAGCACAAGAACCGAUAGUGCCACAAUUGCCAAAGGCGGUUCCUAUGUCGGACCAAAUUGUACAGACGGAUAUAACAUCGGAAUUCAUUGACGAGUUGUCCCAGAAUGCAAAGAGGCUUGAUAAGGGUAAACAGCCAGCAUAUAUGGUCGGUGCUGGUGAAACUGGUGUCAACACAGACAAAGCUUCAAUGCGGGGGGCAAGUCUGCGAUCAGGAGCCUCACAGGAAAGUAUCAGCCGUACCGGUGUUAGGAUCGCCGGAGCAGCUGCAAUUGGUAGCGAGCCUCCUCGGCCGAAUCCCAAUGCUGCGCUAAGACGCCCCGGGAGCUCAUCUAGCAUGCGGGAUAAUCGUAAUGCUCACCCUCCUCUCCCACAGGAUCACAAGGAGGUUAUUGCAGCAGCGCAGCAGAAGGUUUUUGCACCACAUGAGCCCGGAUUAAUGGGACCGCCUCCAGUGCCCCCAUCAAGUGCCGGACAUAAAGGAGGUGUGACCUUUAGACCCAGAACUCCCGGUCAAGAUGGUCCAUCGCGGCCACCAGAGACGCCAAGCUCCAGGGGUGGUACCACGCCUCGGCCGAGAUUCUCUACCACGAGAAGCGAGGUUUCAUCGCCUACAUCUCGCCGAUCAUCGCUUUCUUCGUUCGUAUCUGAGAUCGACGAAAGGUUCAACAUGCAAGCACAGAACACCAAUGGCUCAGCAGGCGGGCCCGAAAAUGCCACAGAUCCCCGGAUGAUUCAAGCCAUUACCCAGACUAUGAUAGGAGAGUAUCUCUGGAAGUACACAAGGGUUACAGGACGCGGAACCCUAUCCACAAGUAGACACAAGAGAUUCUUCUGGGUUCACCCUUAUACACGAACACUUUAUUGGAGUGAUCGGGAUCCUACCAGUGGCGGAAGGGCCGAACUAAGGGCGAAGAGUGUGGCCAUUGAGGCAGUCCGAGUUGUUACUGAUGAUAACCCGAUGCCACCCGGAUUGCAUAGAAAGAGUUUGGUUAUUGUUACGCCUGGAAGAUCAUUGAAGUUUACAGCAGCUACGGGGCAGAGGCACGAAACAUGGUUCAACGUAAGAGACCCCUGGUUUACCUCAUGUGGAUUUAGACCGCUGACUAGAUGAAUAGGCCCUUUCAUAUCUUUUGCUAAGAACUGGCGGUGGAGUCGAUGACGGGGAUGGUGUCACUGCUGAGGACGUCAAUGAUUUCAACCCGGGUUAUCAAGGUGCCGGGCGUGGGGCUAUCAGUGUGUCUUCUUUCAACUCUCGAACAACUCAUGGCUCCUCACCACCCCCUCGAAACCUUUCUUCGCUUUCUAACCGACGGCCUGGAGAGAGUUCAAUGCGUCAAGGUAGUAUGUCUAGACUGAGCAACAUCUUUAGGACUACUUCUGGGUUGGCAACUUUUAGCACCCGAAGUAGCCGGCAUAACGCUAGCAUAUAUGACGCUAGUGAAGUGAAUGAUUCUGCCGAAGAGUUGAGGCUUCAAAUUGAGCGGGAAGAGAGAGAGACAGACCGAUUAGAGAACGUCCGAGCCUGCUGUGAUGGUACACAUAUAUACCCCUGCCCCGCUUACAGGAAGAUAGUCUAACCAACACACCCCAAAUAGGAAAGCACGAUGUGAGCACCCUCACUACAAAGGGUAGAAGAAGCACACAAAGUGCCAGAGGAAGGGGUGAGCAUAAUCACACCCAUGACCAUCAACCCCACGCCCACACUGUGAAUGGCCACGAGCGUAGCUAUUCACACAGCUAGGACCUGGCCGACCGGGAAAUCGGAUCAGUCUCCCCUCCACCCGCAGUACCCCGUUUAUUCUUCCUUUUUCCUUGCUACGGUUUUAUAUCCGGCUUCUGUGUUCUUCCGUAGUUCUUGUCAUUCUAGGGGAAAUUGUCUUGCUCUCUUUUUUCCUUCCUUCUCUUUGAAUCAGUCAAUCACCUCCGAAAUAUCUUGAGAUCUUCUCUCUUCUCAUCAUUUUCUUUUCUCUUGAAACCCAUUCCCACAGUCUUCACGACACCCACCACCCACAUUCAUCAAAAACCCAGAAAAAAUCUACCUCUUCAUUUUCCUUUCUCCCUUUUCUUUUCCGUUAAAAACGCAAUCGUAAUUCUACCUCUUUUCUGCACGACCUUUUCCUUCUAUUUAUCCUUUCCCUCUCCAAUUCAUUCCAUGAUACCGCUGUCGCAUAAGUCUAUUAGUCACCGAUUUUCUUUCACCCUCCCCCCACACUACGAGUAUCACCGCCACCGGAAGGGGAGACAAAAACUGCUGCCAUAGCUCGCUCUUCUGAAGAUAGCACUUUUUCCUUUUUCAACCCUGUGUUUUGUUAUUGCAUUCUUUGCCUCCCUCGGAGGGAGGGUAGCAAGGAGCGAGAUUGCUAAAAGAGAUGACUUAACACGCCUCUCUUUUUUUUUUCCUUCUUGUUUGUCUCGUUUUUGUUUUCUGUGUUUGACAUUGCCUCUUCCCAUCCCACCAUCAGUGAAUUUGAUAAAAGCACAGCAUAUUUCGAAGCACAGCUUACAUUACAGAUUGCUUUCUUUCGUAUUACCUUUUUUUUUUUCAGUGCCGAGGGAGUUGUUGAUGGCCCACCCCUUACCCUUCACUUUUUUUUUCUUUUCCUUUUGCACACCCUCUCGCACUCUUGUUUUUGGUUUGGGAUUUGGCUCGGUUUGGUUUGGUUUGGUUUGGUUGGUUGGGUUGGGUUGGGCGGGAUAGUAUGGGAUGGUGGGAGUGGCGCAUCGUAUACUGUCCGCAGUUGCUCGUGGGAAGGAGGGACAAAAGGGGGGAGGAGGGGAGUUUUAUGUGUUUAUGAAUUUAUCAAGAUUGCGAAUUUGUAUAGAAGGUUUUUUUUUUGUGAUCGAUUGCUUGGGUUGGGACGGCGGCGAGUGAUUGUGAGUGAUUGUGGGAUGGGACUGUGGGACUAAUCGGGAGUAUGAUAUAGUACUAUACUCGCGGUUAGUCUCGUUUCUGAGACGGGGGAGGGCAAUUCUAUCGAUUGUGUUGUCUAUGAUAUCGCGGUAUCAUGAUGACCAUUGCCCUUUUCCUUUUCCGAACAGUGUCCUGAAGGGACCCGGCAUGCACCAUGUGCAAACAGUAGUCUAGCAACGCCUGCGAUACAACCCAUUUGUAUGAUACAAGAGUACCUUCCACAUCUCAUACCCUCUUCCCCCCCCCCCACACUCACCUAUCGCCAUCCUCACCCUUCACACACACCCUCCC